Molecule: messenger RNA, 755 nt
Organism: Vigna radiata var. radiata (mung bean)
Lineage: Eukaryota; Viridiplantae; Streptophyta; Magnoliopsida; Fabales; Fabaceae
Product: nucleoside diphosphate kinase 1
Exons: 4
Coding region: 104-553 (149 amino acids)
Biological process (GO): CTP biosynthetic process; GTP biosynthetic process; UTP biosynthetic process
Molecular function (GO): nucleoside diphosphate kinase activity
Source: RefSeq, a predicted model, not a curated record
UAUAUAAAUACCCUUUUCUCUCCGACAUCCUAUCGUAUAUCUCACGCUCUCUCUUGCUCACUCACUACAGAAAACACCAUAAUCAAUCAUCUAAAAGAGAGAGAUGGCCGAGCAAACCUUCAUCAUGAUCAAGCCUGAUGGCGUUCAGAGAGGCCUUGUUGGUGAGAUCAUUGCCAGAUUUGAGAAGAAAGGUUUCUACUUGAAAGGUUUGAAACUUAUUAGUGUGGAGCGUGCUUUUGCUGAAAAGCACUAUGCUGAUUUAUCUGCCAAGCCUUUCUUCAGUGGAUUGGUGGAUUACAUUAUCUCUGGCCCUGUUGUUGCCAUGAUUUGGGAGGGUAAAAAUGUUGUGGUUACUGGCAGAAAGAUAAUUGGGGCCACUAAUCCAGCUCAAUCUGAGCCUGGAACUAUUCGUGGUGACUAUGCCAUUGACAUUGGAAGGAAUGUUAUCCAUGGAAGUGAUUCAGUUGAGAGUGCUCGCAAGGAAAUUGCAUUGUGGUUCCCUGAUGGCUCUGUUAACUGGCAAAGCUCCCAACACUCUUGGAUCUAUGAGUAAACCAUAUGCAUCAAGUUGAUCUUGAAGUUACCUUAGGAUGAUCCAGAUUAUCUAAUCUACAUGUUCUGUUUCUGUCCAUUUCUGGACUUUUGUUAGAGUUUGGUACCUUGGGUUUGUAUCUCAAGUCUCUGCUUAUGCCAUGUCUGUUGAAACAUGCUCACAGUCUGAUAAAUCAAAAUUUCAAACUAGUUUUGCUUUAGCU